Messenger RNA from Oldenlandia corymbosa var. corymbosa, 1728 nucleotides. NCBI's taxonomy places the organism in Eukaryota, Viridiplantae, Streptophyta, Magnoliopsida, Gentianales, Rubiaceae. The record is from the annotation of a GenBank genome assembly.
CACGAAUAAUAAUACUUGUUAUACAAUUGAAUAUUUUUAAUCAAAAAAUAAAUAAAAUACAAUUGAACAUUUCGGAAGAGAAUGGAAUGAGGCGAGAAGCCCAAUUUCCCAGAUGAAAAGAAAACAGCGGGCCCAGCCCAAUUACCCAACAUCUUUUGAUCAGAGUAGCACAGAAACCGUCGGAUUCUGAAUCAACGGCCGAGAUUUCUGGAUUUAAUAUUUUAUUUUGUCUGCCAUGCCAGCGAGUUUUCCCCAGUCACUCGUCGCAGCAAUUCACAAUCUUCGUCGUUUCAUUUUUGAUCCUCGUAGCGGUGGACCAACCAAAUAUAUUUGUUUCUGUAUAAGCUCCCUCUCUCUUCAUCGCGCUUUGUAUCUGGAAAAACUACUUAGGUUGUGAAGAUGAGCAAAGGACCAGGUCUUUUCUCCGAUAUUGGCAAGAAAGCCAAAGAUCUGUUGACUAAGGACUACAUCUCCGAUCAGAAGUUGUCUAUUUCCACCACCAGCUACACCGGUGUGGCCCUCACCUCAACUGCAGUGAAAAAAGGAGGGCUUUCAACUGGAGACGUUGCCACACAGUACAAAUACAAUAAUAUUUUGUUCGAUGUCAAAGUUGACACAGCAUCCAAUGUUUCAACUACAUUUACUUUCGCGGAUAUUAUCCCAUCAUCAAAAACCAUUGCUUCUCUGAAAUUUCCAGAGUACAACACCAGCAAGAUCGAGGUCCAGUACUUCCAUCCUCAUGCAACUCUUACUACUGCAGCUGCUCUGAACCAGUCCCCUGCAGUUGAUCUCUCGGUCACACUUGGUACCCCGACAUUUGCUUUGGGUGCAGAGGCAAGUUAUGAGACUUCGACGGGCAAAUUAACCAAGUACAAUGCUGGGAUUGCUGUGACAAAGCCGGAAUCUUGUGCUUCAAUAAUUUUAGGAGACAAAGGUGACACCAUUAAAGCAUCCUAUGUUCACCACCUGGAUCAAUUGAAGAGGAGUGCUGCAGUCGCAGAGAUUACUAGAAGGUUCUCCACAAAUGAGAACACGUUCACGGUUGGAGGAUCUUAUGCUGUUGAUCCCUUUACUACAGUGAAGAUGAGGCUUAACAAUCAUGGGAACUUGGGAACCCUUUUGCAGCAUCAGCUCUUGUCCAAAUCGAUUCUGACUAUUUCGAGUGAAUUUGAUACCAAAGCAUUGGAGAAAACACCCAAGUUCGGUGUGGCCCUAGCUCUCAAGCCUUAAAAGAGGGCAUUUUCUGAUUUCUUGUUCUUCUACAGGAAAAACUCCAGAUUUUGCAUUUUUGGGUAGCGCUGGAAGCUAGCGAGUACCAAAUAAAGAGUCCCACAUAUUCUUCCUAGGUCUUGUACUGUUGAUUGGUUUUUCAGUUAUACCUGAGCAGCUGAUGCUACUUUUCUAGCUUUUCAUUUCUUUUCAAUGUUCGUGCUUGGGCAUUUUGAGAUCCGAAGAUGUUAUUUGGUCGAACAGAGUAUCCCAUCUUCUGGGUGACGCGAUUCUUUUUGUGAAGUAAUUCUAUGGUAUUCGUUUGUAGCAGGUGUGCACACGGUUUCCUGCCUUUCUUCAUUGGGCAAUUGACUUAUCGUAAUGUUGUGUCAUUGAUUUUUGAGAUUACAUUUAACUGCAAGAAUCUUGUUACUUCAUUGAUUUUUGAAAGAAACUAUCAGCCAUGCUUUUGAGGGAAAAAGAAAAAAUCAAAACGUUAUUCAGGAACUCCCUAACUCG